CUGUGAGCCCUCCACCCUGGCAAGGUAUUCCGCAUUGCAAGGUUUUCCGCGCUUUUCCGCUCUCUCAAAGUGCCUUUUCCCCUGUACAUAUAUUUGGUGUGCGCUUGAGGGGCUUUCCCGUGCAUUGGGAGAUGACGUGUUGCCUACGACGCACCUGUUGAGCAUUGCUGAAUAACUCAAGGAGUGCCCAAAAGUUGGUUGCUAUGAGUUUCCGGACGGCAAGACCACUCCAUCGGAGUAUUUCGCAACUCCUGGCCAGCACUGAUAGCAUGAGCCUCGAGAGGGGCACAUCGAAUCCCGCCGUCGACGAUGAGGCCAGCAAUGUGACAGUCGCUUCCACGGCCAGCAAACGCGACGGUGGAUCAUCCUCCCUGGCGGACUGGAGUUGUGUCAACAACGACACUCUCUCUCCGGAUUCCGAGUACGACGAAGGGCUUGGCUUUCCGGACUCCGUCACGGCGAUCUCAAUGAUGGACGGUCCAGUACUUGUGACGUGCGAGAAGGAUGACGAAAUACCCCAGAGUGAGAUUCCUUUUGCAAAAGUGUACAAAGAGCCGCUUGGCUUUAAAUCCAGCGACAGGCAGGUCUUCAUUCCCGGCGUUGAGAUUCAAGUUAGCAUCGUGGACAAUGAGAGGAGCAGCACAACGCAUCUCCUCAAUCCCAAUCUAUACACCAUCGAGCUGACUCAUGGUCCAUUUGUGUGGCGCAUAAAGAAGCGCUACAAGCACUUUUAUGCUCUUCACCAACAGCUGCGCGUCUUCCGGACUUCACUGAAUUUUCCCUUCCCAUCGCGCACGCACAAAGAACGCAGGGCGAGCUUUAGGAAUAACUAUACGAGCCCUGAGAAGGCAAAAGAGGGCAAAGCGGGGAAGAAGAAGCGUCGUGGGGCACUGCCGCGAUUCCCCAAUAAGCCGGAUUCAUUGGUACCGGUGGAGGGGCUGCCGGCGAGGAUAAAGCAGCUGGAGGAGUACCUGUACAAUCUCGUCAGUAUCAAUUUGUACCGCAAUCACCAUGAGACGAUCAAUUUUCUCGAAGUCUCCGAGCAGUCGUUUAUUGCGGCGCUCGGGGAUAAAGGCAAGGAGGGCCCCAUUCUUAAGAGAACGGGCUCAACGCGCCCCGGGCAGUCAGGAUGUAAUUUCUGUGGCUGCUUCGCUGGGGCCUGCUGCAUCCGCUGCAGUCACUUCUGUUCGGAUAUUUUGUGCAGAAAAUGGCGUGAUCGGUGGUUCUUCGUGAAGGAGUCCUAUUUUGGCUACAUGCGCCCCAAAGAUGGAGCCAUACGGUGCAUUAUUCUAUUCGAUCAGGGCUUCGAAGUGGCUUCCGGAAUCAUUGGCACGGGCAUGCGAACGGGCUUGCAGAUUGUCACUUACAGCAGGUACUUUGUGGUGAAGACGUGGACACGGAGGAAGGCAAAAGAGUGGAUGAGUUACCUGAAGAUGGUGGCUAAUAGCCUGGCCAGGGAUUUUACGCAACCAAAUCCGCAUCAUUCAUUCGUUCCUGUGAGGAAUUCCUGCAUGGCUGGAUGGUUUGUGGAUGGAGCUGGGUACAUGAGUGCCGUUGCGGAUGCCCUUGAGGGAGCCACAGAAGAGAUCUACAUUGCAGAUUGGUGGCUAAGUCCUGAGAUCUACAUGAAACGUCCUGCAAUUGAUGGGGACUACUGGCGUCUGGAUCAGAUCUUGAAGAGAAAAGCUGAUCAAGGCAUUCGAGUCUUUAUCCUCCUUUACAAAGAGGUGGAGAUGGCUCUUGGGAUCAAUAGCUACUACAGCAAGCAAAGAUUGGCUUCAAGCCAUCACAAUAUCAAGGUGCUCCGGCAUCCAGAUCACGCACGUGUGGGCGUCUUCCUGUGGGCGCAUCAUGAGAAGAUUGUCGUUGUGGACCAAACUUAUGCCUUUGUGGGUGGAAUUGAUCUCUGCUACGGUCGCUGGGAUGACUACAGGCAUCGUCUGACGGAUUUGGGUAGUAUAGCCACCGCCAGUGCAGCUGGAAGUACAAACAAUGAUCCUCUGAGUGGAUUUGUGCCAAGUAGAAGUGCCUCAGUGCCAGUAAUGGAUGUGAGUCAUGCAGAGAAGCCUCCGAAGCUGCCAGUUUUGCAGCCAGGUGAUAAACUCCUAAUGCCCGGCACUACGUCUGACGAUGAGAUGUGCAUGGAGAAUAUGAAGCAGAAUACCCCGGAGAUGGAGCGAAGGAAUAUGCUGGGAAAAUUGCGGGAGAAUGUGCGGACAAAGGGGAAGGAUAUUAUGCAGAGAUUGACAUCAAUGGAUCCCGAUGCAAAUAGGAGUUUGCCCCAAUCACCAACGGAUCGCAAUAAGAAGUACAAUCUCACCAAGAAUAGUAUGUUCUUCAAUGAGGAUGAGAUUGCGGAUGGGAAGAAGGGCGAUAGUAUCUGUGCCCUGCCGCCGCAGAAUGAAAUUCUCACCACGCUCGAUGGACAGGCCAAGUAUUGGAUGGGGAAGGACUACACGAAUUUCAUUGCGAAAGAUUUUGCCAAUCUCGAUGCACCGUAUGUGGAUAUGAUUGAUCGUGGGGUGACACCACGAAUGCCCUGGCAUGAUAUUGGAGCUGUUGUAACGGGAGCAGCUGCCAGGGAUGUAAGCAGACACUUUAUCCAACGCUGGAAUGCCGUGAAGCUCGAAAAGGCGCGAGAUAAUCAGGCAUACCCGUACCUGAUACCAAAAACCUACAGAGAUAUCCGCGUGAAUGAGUCAUUUCUCAGCGUGGGGCUGCAGAGUGUGUCGUGCCAGGUGCUGCGGAGUGUCUCCAGCUGGAGUUGUGGCUUCAUUGAGUCUGAUGUCGAUGAGCAGAGCAUUCACGAUGCCUACAUUGGAACGAUCACACGUGCUGAGCACUAUGUGUACAUUGAGAAUCAAUUUUUCAUCACGCUCGAUCAGGGGAAUCCCAUGGUUCGCAAUCAGAUUGGUGAGAGUCUCUACAAGCGCAUCCUUCGUGCUCAUCGGGAACGCAGCGUGUUCCGGGUGAUUGUUGUGAUGCCACUGCUGCCGGGAUUUGAAGGGGAUGUGGGUGGUACGACGGGGAAUGCCCUGAGGGCGAUUACGCAUUGGAAUUAUGAAUCAAUUUCACGCGGGAAGAGUUCAAUUUUGCAGCGUCUCAAGGCAGCAGGCGUAGAGGAUCCAAGUCAGUACAUUUCCUUCCACAGCCUCCGGACGCAUUCAUUGCUAAAUUGUCAGCCCGUUACGGAGCUCAUUUACGUGCAUUCGAAGCUCCUCAUUGCGGACGACAAGGUGGUCAUCUGUGGAUCAGCCAAUAUCAAUGAUCGCUCAAUGAUCGGCACACGAGAUUCGGAGAUCGCUGUCAUUCUCACCGAUGAGGUCUUCCAGGAGGGACGAAUGAAUGGGAAUCGCGUCAAGGUGGGCGUGUUUGCGAGUGGGCUGAGGAAAUUCCUCUUCCGCGAGCAUUUGGGACUCAUUGAUCCCGAUCCCGAUCGUAUUCCCAUCGAUGUGACGGAUCCAACAAUUGAUUCCUUCUUCUGCGGUCAAUGGCAGAGAACGUCGCACAGGAAUACCAAAAUCUUUGAUGAAGUCUUCCGGUGCAUCCCCACAGAUGCAGUUACAACAAUUUCCGGGCUCAAGAAGUACGUGGAGGAGCCAUCACUGGCGAAACUUGAUCCAGGAGCGGCCCUCAAAGAGCUUCUGCGGGUUCAGGGCUAUUUGGUUGAUCUACCGCUCAAAUUCCUCGAAGAUGAAGUCCUAACGCCGCCCACAGUGAGCAAGGAAGGACUCAUCCCAACAUCCGUCUGGACAUAAAACCUGCCAAGGGCGUUCUUCGCGCUGCAAACGAUUGAGAUUCAUUUUUUUUUUACCUGCUAAUAAUUUUUGCAUAAAAUGCGAGUUAUUUAUUUAUAAGGUCAUGACGCGAUUGCCUUAAAUGCAAAAAGAGUUAACAAAGAGUAUUUAAAUAAAAUAACCAGAGAGAGAGGCCUUUAAAAUGGAAAUCAAAAGUAUUCAGAAACACACGCAAUUUUCCGAUGCCAAAAUGCAAUUUUUAUACAGAAAUGACACUUUUUUGUCCAAUAAAGUCGCAAAAAUUUAA
Molecule: messenger RNA, 4044 nt
Organism: Lutzomyia longipalpis
Lineage: Eukaryota; Metazoa; Arthropoda; Insecta; Diptera; Psychodidae
Gene: Pld
Product: phospholipase D2
Exons: 8
Coding region: 204-3758 (1184 amino acids)
Biological process (GO): phosphatidic acid biosynthetic process; cell motility; intracellular signal transduction
Molecular function (GO): D-type glycerophospholipase activity; phosphatidylinositol binding
Source: RefSeq, a predicted model, not a curated record